Molecule: messenger RNA, 1454 nt
Organism: Siniperca chuatsi (mandarin fish)
Lineage: Eukaryota; Metazoa; Chordata; Actinopteri; Centrarchiformes; Sinipercidae
Gene: tcima
Product: transcriptional and immune response regulator a
Exons: 1
Coding region: 575-877 (100 amino acids)
Biological process (GO): endothelial cell activation involved in immune response; negative regulation of Notch signaling pathway
Cellular component (GO): cytosol; nucleus
Molecular function (GO): Notch binding
Source: RefSeq, a predicted model, not a curated record
AUAGUAAGCUUACAGGGGGACAUUCUUCUCCAUAACAGUAGCCUACGUUUUUUGAUAAUUUAAGUACAUUAUAAUACUUCUGUACUUUUAUGGUAUUUAAGUACAUUUUUAAUGCAGGUCAUUAAAAAAAUGCUAUGCAUUUUCUAGUAUUGAAAUUCAUUGAUUAGGGAGACCUUUGGCAAUUAUAAAUAAAAUAAAAAUAAAAUUGAUAUCACAGCACUCUACAAUAUCUCAGUGGGAUAUUUGUUUACUUCAAAUACCCAUCAGAGAGAUUAAGCGAUAUUUUGCACAGUGGUUUCAUGCGUAUUUGGAGAGCUGCAGCGAAUGUGAUGCGCUCCGGGGGGAGGCGUCUCUGUCCGCCUCACGGCUGCUUAUGUCACCGCUGGAAGUGAAACCUCCCACCGCAGCUCCAUAAAUACUCGCAGGCUCAGCUCUUCUGUACUCACUCACUCACUCGGUCAGUCAGUCAGGAGCCGCUCCGGCAAAACAGUACGCAUCUAACUACUCAUCCUCACCGAGUUGGAGGGCCACACAGAGAAACACAAGACGUCCAACGGAGAAACAAAGAGCCAAGAUGUCUACCUACGUGUCCUCUGAAUGCCGCCGCGUCAGCCCCUCUGUUCACGGCAACAAGUUUGACACGGCGCACCGUAAGAAGGCCGUGGCCAAUAUUUUCGAGAACGUCAACCAGGACUCUCUGAUGAGACUCUUCCAGAAAACGGGCGACAUGAAGGCGGAGGAGAGAGUGAGGAGCAUCUUCUCCUACACCCAGGACCCGGAGGAGACGGCCCGGGCUCUGAUGGCUCUGAAGCAGCGAAAGAAGGACAAGUUCCUCCAGAUCGCGGGCAUGGUCCGGCAGCUGCUCAAAAUGCGUUGACUGUGUUUGCGUUGACCAGUCGUUUACCGCCUGUGUCCCUCUGUCGGCUCAUGUCUGAGCCGAAUGUGAAAACAAUCCCAUCAUGACUGGGUUACCGCCGCAGGUGCGGCUCGCCUGUCGCCCGGAACGGAGCGUCAGGUGCGGAGGAGAAUGUGCAGCCGGCCGCAUGGAGGGCAACAUGCAGCAGCUGUCGCCUCAUGGACGGAGGUGACAGCAGAGAGAUCCGCCUGGAGCGGAUGGAGCAAGAUGAACUGACUGGGAAUAUGAAGGGCAAACACGUCUUACUUGAGACUUGAAUUCAUUAUUGCAUUCCUGUGGAUGCCUGACUGUGAAGCAGCACCUUGUACUGGCGCACAUCACUGUGUUGAUGGUGGUGUACAGCUGCAAUAUGAGACUUUAUAGUGCAGAAAAACCUGCCUACAUGAACGCCUGUCCUGACAUGCCUUUUCUCUCAGCUUCAUUAGUGGCCACUAAUGUGUUAUUGUCACAAAAUGUUAUGGCACAGUGAUUUGCAUUUAUGAUGUGUUCCUUUGUUUGUCAUUUUUAAUAAAUUAUUUCAUUGGAUACAAAAGCUGAA